UCUCUGUCUCUCUCUAGAUACAUAUAGAUAUUUACUUAUAUAGAGAGAUAAAAAUAUGGGAUCCGCAUAAGAGAAGUUGGUUCCAGAAUUCUGCAAUAAGAGAAGGUUUACUUACCGAGCUUUCAGGUGAUGAUUGGUACUGUCUCUAGAUUAUUUGAUGCGACCCAAUCUGAUAAAGUGAAGUUUUUUUAGAGAUCCAUUUUUGUAAAGAUUUGAUCUUGAUUAGGAUUUAAGUGGUUUAGACUUUAGAGUGAGGAGGAUUUUCAGGAUCGCUUGCUGGGUUGUUUGAAAAUGGCUGCUUAUACAGAAGGUGGAGCAUAUGCAUAUCUAGUGUAUGCUAUUUUGCCACUGUUGAAACUUAUUUGUUUGACAGUAAUUGGUCUAAUUCUGGCCCACCCAAAGACCAAAAUUGUUCCCAAAGCUACUUUCAAGCUUCUCUGCAAGCUUGUCUUUGCUCUAUUCUUGCCUUGUACCAUAUUUAUUCACCUUGGGGAGGCUAUUACUCUCAAAAAUUUUAUGCGGUGGUGGUUCAUACCGGUGAAUGUGAUUGUAAGUAUUGCGAUUGGUUGUUUGUUGGGGUACCUGGUGACGAAGAUAUGCAGGACGCCACCAGAAUUCAACAGGUUCACAAUUAUUGCAACUGCAUUUGGGAACACGGGCAAUCUGCCCCUUGCGAUUGUUGGAUCGAUUUGUCAUAGCGAGGAUAAUAUUUUUGGUCCAGAUUGCCAUAGUAAUGGUGUGGCUUAUGUAUCUUUCUCCCAGUGGAUUGCGGUGCUUCUUGUUUAUACUCUUGUUUAUCACAUGAUGGAGCCCCCGCUGGACUACUAUGAAGUUGUUGAGGAAGGUCUCGAGAUUCAGGAACAUUUGCCACCUGCGAAUGAUCUGAGUAGACCACUUCUUCUGGAGGCCGAGUGGCCUGGAAUGGAAGAAAACGAAACUGUACAUUGCAAGACGCCAUUCGUUGCAAGGAUUUUUACUAGUGCAGCUAGUAUGUCACAAAUUUCUAUCCCAGAUCCCGAGUUCUUGGAGGAAGCACCUCCAAGUCCGAAAUCAAUUCGAUGUUUGGUGGAGCCACGGGUGGUGAGAAAAAUAAGAAUUGUUGCAGAGCGAACCCCAAUUCAGCACGUCCUCCAGCCCCCAACGUUUGCUACAUUAUUAGCUUUUAUCGUCGGAAUGAUCCCACCGGUCAAAUCCUUUGUUUAUGGUGAUGAUGCGCCUCUUUCCUUCCUCACCGACAGUCUGGAAAUAAUGGCUCAGGCUAUGGUUCCUUCAGUAAUGCUUAUUCUGGGAGGAAUGCUUGCCGAGGGUCCUAAUGAAUCUAGACUUGGCAUUCGCACCACAGUUGGAAUCAUCGUUGCGAGACUCCUGGUGCUCCCGUUGCUGGGAAUCGGGGUGGUUACUUUGGCUGAUAAGGCGAACAUUUUGAUCCCCGACAACCAAAUGUACCGUUUCGUGCUCUUGUUGCAGUACACAACUCCGACUGCCAUCCUGCUGGGAGCAGUGGCUCGACUCAGAAAUUAUUCGGUCAGUGAAGCCUCUGCACUUCUGUUCUGGCAACAUGUGCUCGCGUUGUUGUCUCUAUCGAUAUACCUGAUUGUCUAUUUCAAACUACUGCUGUCUUAAAUUUGAGGUCUGUUUCGACAACAUAUAUAUGGCUCUGAUGUGUUGUUAUCGCCAUAUAAUCGAUUCUUUGUAAUAAUAUUUCUACUACUUGCAGUGUAAUAUUUGUGGGAUGAGUUGCAUUGUCUGUCUGUGUAUUUGAGUCUGAGCUUUUGAUUGAGGAUGAAAGCAUCUGCAUAUCUGCAUAUCUGCAGUAAUCCUUCAAGUUUUUAAGUGCUUUCCUCUAGGAAAUAAAGAGCAGAUGGAAUAUUGGCAA
Ipomoea nil (Japanese morning glory) is the source of this 1876-nucleotide messenger RNA. Its product is annotated as protein PIN-LIKES 2-like. The record is from RefSeq and is a predicted model, not a curated record. The transcript has 2 exons. Gene Ontology annotation, cellular component: membrane. Lineage: Eukaryota; Viridiplantae; Streptophyta; Magnoliopsida; Solanales; Convolvulaceae. Gene Ontology annotation, biological process: endoplasmic reticulum to cytosol auxin transport. The coding region runs from base 292 to 1623 and encodes 443 amino acids.